Salvelinus fontinalis (brook trout) is the source of this 4851-nucleotide messenger RNA. RefSeq names its product FYVE, RhoGEF and PH domain-containing protein 3-like. Gene Ontology annotation, biological process: filopodium assembly; cytoskeleton organization. Gene Ontology annotation, molecular function: metal ion binding; guanyl-nucleotide exchange factor activity. Lineage: Eukaryota; Metazoa; Chordata; Actinopteri; Salmoniformes; Salmonidae. Gene Ontology annotation, cellular component: cytoplasm. The record is from RefSeq and is a predicted model, not a curated record. The transcript has 19 exons. The coding region runs from base 303 to 3077 and encodes 924 amino acids.
GCUAUAAGGAGGACAGAGCCGGGAGGAGUGAAUGGAUCAUUGCUCCAAUGCAUCAAACGCGCUCACUGGACACCCUCCUAUAUCCGUGAAAGAAACCCUACAUUCCCGUUAUGCCCUGCCGCGGAGGCUAGAGAUUUUUGCCAAGAGAGAAGGGAAAACGCAGAGGACCUCUGAAGUCGGGACACUCCUUCGUUUGAGUUGACUGUAAAACGUUAGUUCGUCUGUGCACUGUUUCCAAUCUCCUGUGAGCCUAGCGUCGGAGAGGGGGGAUUCAGCCAAGCAGGACAACAACUGUGGGCAAGAUGCAGGGGGGUUCAGCAACAACUGACCUCCCCCCCUCCUCUCUACAGUGCCAGUGUGGAUCGGUGGACUUCCUGUGUUCCCCGCGGCUGGCGAAGAAAGCCCUGCCCCCUCCCAGGCAAUGUCACGUCCGGCCUGCAGUCAAGCCCCGCCCCCAGCCCACAGCCACACCCACCUCUCAGAAACCUCAAGUGCCCCCUAAACCCCCCUUCCUGCUGGUCCUCGGACAGGACAAGAAGCCCAAGAGGAUUCCCCCAGCCCCCUCCAGGCCUCUGCCUGCUCCUCCACCUCCACCCAAACCGCGGCCCAGCCAGACACCACCUGGCCUGGCCACACAGCCUCAGAGAGAGGCCCAGAGCGUGGGGCUGCUCAUCGAGAGGUUUGAGAACUCCAGGGUUCCAAUUCUUGGCGUUCCUCCGAGGAAUCAGCUCCACUUGUGCCUGAGUAUGGACGCGACACCCGAAACCACAGCUCGUUCUGCCCCUGACCCCACAGCACACGCCCCUUCAGGGUCAGCAGGAGCAAAGGACUCUGGGGAACCGUCCCCCGUCGACAAACUUGCUCUUAUCGUCUUGGAGCAGACUGAUGAGGUCACCGAGCUGACGGAACUUUCGUGCCUGGCCUCAAUCCGCAUUGGCGACCCCGGCGACAUUCCUUUGGACUCUACGGAGGACGACCUCAACGUCGUCCACGGCGAUCGAGUUGGUUGCCUUGACAACACGGACAGGGAGCAGAGAGACUCUUCCCAUGAGCUCCAGGACAAUCCGGACUCACAGUCCUCGGAGCAGAACAUAAACGGGAAGAUUCCCAACCGGGACAGCGGGAUCGACAGCCCAUCGUGCGCAGCAGAGGGCGAGGUGUUCCCCAACGAAGACGCCAUCGACGAGGAGGAGCGCUACGACAGCGUCACGGAGACAGAGACUAGCGUGUCCUGCUGUGUAACACUGGGCAACAAGCGUGACUCCACGCAGGACGAGGACAGUGACUUGGAUGAGGUCAGCAGUGGCGAGACAGAGGGAGGGGAGAAGGCGGACACACACACAGAGGUACACAGGUACUCAGAGACACAGAGGUUACUGAACAUCGCCAGAGAGCUCCUUCACACUGAGGAGGCCUACGUCAAAAGACUCAACCUCCUCGACCAGGUAUUUUGCACUAAGCUGACUGAAGCUGGAAUCCCUCAGGACGUGAUAACGGGGAUCUUCUCCAACAUAUCCUCCAUCUACUGCUUUCACCACAAGUUCCUGCUCCCUGAGCUCAAAACACGCAUCACUGGAGAAUGGGACUCAAACCCACGUAUCGGAGACAUCCUCCAGAAGCUGGCUCCUUUUAUGAAGAUGUACGGAGAGUACGUAAAGAACUUUGACCGUGCUAUGGACCUGGUCAACACCUGGAGCCAGCGGUCAUCACAGUUCAAGAGUGUGGUCCAGAACAUACAAAAGCAGGAUGUGUGUGGGAACCUGACUCUCCAGCACCACAUGCUGGAGCCUGUGCAGAGGAUCCCUCGCUAUGAACUCUUGCUCAAGGACUAUCUGAAGAAACUGCCUGAUGAUGCACUGGACAGGAAGGACACGGAGAAAGCCCUGGAACUCAUAUCCACAGCAGCCAACCACUCCAAUGCUGCCAUCAGGAAAAUGGAGAAGAUGAACAAACUGCUGCAGGUCUAUGAGAGACUGGGGGGAGAGGAGGACAUCGUGAACCCAGCCAACGAGCUCAUCAAAGAGGGACACAUCAAGAAGAUGUCUGCCAAGAAUGGGACGGCACAGGACCGAUACCUCUACCUGUUCAACAACAUGGUGCUGUACUGCGUUCCCAAGCUGAGGCUGAUGGGGCAGAAGUUCAGUGUGAGAGAGAGGAUCGACAUCGCUGGGAUGGAGGUCAGGAAGGAGGUGCAAGAGAACGUGAAGCAGAACCUCCCUCACACGUUCACCAUCAUCGGCAAGCAGCGCUCACUAGAGCUGCAGGCCAGGACGGCUGAGGAAAAGGAAGACUGGAUACAGGUGAUCCUGGCCACCAUAGAGAAGCACAAGCAGAACAGUGAGACCUUUAACAAAGCCUUCAAUAGCUCCUUCUCCAGGGACGAAGACCACCCACCAGACUCACCGGGUCCCUGGAGCAGCACAUCCAUAGACUCAGACAGUGAACGACUGCAAGAAAGGAAAAGUUCCAAGAAGAAGGAGAAGGAGACAUGCAAAGGCUGCAACGAGAGCUUCAACUUUACCAAGCGCAAGCACCACUGCAAAGCCUGCGGAGCGGCCAUCUGUGGUAAAUGCUCUAAGAUGUUGGAGAAUAAGACGUGUCGUGUGUGUCCUGAGUGCUUCGAGACUAGCCAGGGCCCCGAGGGGCCUGCAGGGGCCCCAGUAGAGCUGAAGAGGAAAGCUACAGCCGAGAAGCAGGCGUCUCUGUCGGGGGACAACUGUCUGCUGUGUGCCCAGCUGCAGGUGCAGGAGAAGGGCAAGAGCUGGACCAAGACGUGGGUGGCCGUCACCAAGACCGAACCACUGGUGCUCUACCUGCAGACCAGCGGACAGGACUCUCGCGGGGCACGGGCCAUACCCCUCCCGGGGUUUGAGGUGAGCGUGGCAGCGCCGUCGGCGACAGAGAAGUCUGAGCUGAAGCACGCGUUCCAGCUGAGUCACUCCCAGCAGGCUCUGCUGUUCAGCGCCCAGGAUACAGAAGUCCAGGCCAAGUGGGUGGAGUUUCUCUCUAGAGCCGCCCGCGGGGAAACACCCACAGACACGCCCUGCAGCCUGACGGAGCACAGGGAAAGCCAAUAGUGCGGCUCCGCUGAUGCCACAGGACCCUCCGUCCCACCUUUCACCCCUCUCCUGUGGACAGAGCACACGUUACUUGAAUUCACUUUUCCUUUGCACUUUUUAUUUUCUUUGAAGGGAGGGAAGAUUCCCCCCAUCUGCUGCCACUUCACCCUUUCCUUCACCCUUUCCUCCUCUUUCAUUCGUGCACUCUCUCUCUCUCUCUCUCUCUCUCUCUCUCUCUCUCUCUCUCUCUCUCUCUCUCUCUCUCUCUCUCUCUCACACACUCUCUCUCACACUCUCUCUCUCACACUCGCUCUCUCUCUCUCUCUCUGUCUCUCUCUCUCUCUCUCUCUCUCUCUCUCUCUGUCUCUCUCUCUCCUCUCUCUCUCUCUCUCUCUCUCUCUCUCUCUCUCUCUCUCUCUCUCUCUCUCUCUCACACACACACACAUUACACAUACACACCUGUUUCACCAACUCCGCCACCAUUGUAUGCGUGGUUACAUUAUAUUUCUCUCAGUGUUCUCUGCAGUUCAAGAAGAACGGAAGACUCUUUGAUUUAAUGUUUCGAAUUAUAGCCGAAGGCAUUUAUUAGAUGGAUCCUGUAUGAUUUUGUUAAAAGGUGAAGUUCCUUGUACAUUGUGUGACUGUGAACCAUUAACCCCUGCCGGUCUGUCUGUCUGUCUGUCUGUCUGUCUGUCUGUCUGUCUGUCUGUCUGUCUGUCUGUCUGUCUGUCUGUCUGUCUGUCUGUCUGUCUGUCUGUCUGUCUGUCUGUGUGUGUGUGUGUGUGUGUGUGUGUGUGUGUGUGUGUGUGUGUGUGUGUGUGUGUGUGUGUGUGUGUGUGUGUGUGUGUGUGUGUGUGUGUGUGUGUGUGUGUGUGUGCGUGCGUGCGUGCGUGUGUGUGUUGCUCCUGUGUUUUAUUUCAAUAUUCAAUGUUAGCGUAUCGAACCCCACAUGCAGAUACCCCCUCUCCCCACCACUGUGGACCCAGUGGCAGCUCAGUGGUGAUUGUAUAGUGUGUAUACUAUCGUGUGUCAUGAACUAAAAUAACUCCAUUUUAACUUAAGAGAUGUGAACGAACGCUUGUGGCUGGCCACCCGAAGCUCCCACAAUCAGCCUCCCAACUCCUCACACCCCUUCUCGCCCCCCAGACACACCCCAUUCCCUUGCUGUGUCCCCGUGUUUUAAAAAGGACGUUCUUUCUUUGCUCUCUCUCCUUUGUAAAUCACGUAAUCUGACUGGAUGGUCGAUUCAAUAUGGUGGAUUUUGUUCCUCUUCCACCGGUAGACCGGGUGGAGUUCCUGCCAAUGUUGUUUUGACCUGUCCGGUAACUGAAGAGAGGAAACCACUGUAGAGGAUCGGGACAUUACUUACCACAGAUCUAGGAUCAGCUUCCCCUCCCCAAAUCACCAUGUGGGGAAACAAUGCAAAACUGGCCUUAAAUCAGUUUCUACAGACAAUGUAUAGCUAGUCCCUGGCUCCUGUAUGGUCUUGCUCCCUCCCUUCCCUCUCUAUCAACUCUGCCCUCAGCGGCCAGGAAUAUACUCCCACUUCCUGUUUCUACCGCUCACCUGCUCUGCCCCUUCUGGUCACGUGAUAGAAACCAUAGCCACAAUAUAAGUACUGGCUAAGCUAAUUUAAGCUUGAUCCAAAAAUGUGGUCGGAGGCUUCGUAUGGAGGGUGUGACGCAAUUGCGGAGCCUUCAGAGGCACGCAGAGGCCAAAUCAAUCUUCCUACCACGUCGCCAUGCGCCUCUCAGAUGUUGUAACAAUGCGGAGGGCUCCGUCUAGCUCCACA